GUCGCCUGGCCGUACAACACUGCGCCGUGCACACGUCGGGAUUGCACACCAUUCCAGAGAAAUAUACCUGCUCUUUAUGGCAUGUGGCUGGUAAUUUUAUUCCUGCUGUAUUCUUUUCAAGAAGUGCACAGCGAGGAUGUUGUCUCGACGCGGCUGUACUUUGUGAACGCCUCCCUGCAGCGAGUCACCUUCUCCAGCUCGGUGGGGGUGUCCCUGCCCUGCCCCGCGGGCGGCGCCCCCCAUGCCCUCCUGCGCUGGUACCUGGCCACCGGCGACGACAUCUACGACGUGCCGCACAUCCGCCACGUGCACGCCAACGGCUCGCUGCAGCUGUACCCCUUCUCCCCGUCCGCCUUCAACUCCUUCAUCCACGACAACGACUACUUCUGCACCGCCGAGAACCAGGCCGGCAAGAUACGCAGCCCCAGCAUACGGGUCAAAGCAGUGUUCAGGGAGCCCUACACGGUGCGCGUGGCCGACCAGCGCUCCAUGCGAGGCAACGUGGCUGUGUUCAAGUGCCUCAUCCCGGCCGCCGUGCAGGAAUACGUCAGCGUGGUAUCCUGGGAGAAGGACACCGUCUCCAUCGUCCCAGGGAACAGGUUCUUCCUGACGUCGUACGGAGCGCUCUACAUAUCUGAGGUUCAGAAGGAGGACGCUCUCUCCACAUACCGAUGCAUCACCAAGCACAAGUACAGCGGCGAGACCAGACAGAGCAAUGGGGCACGCCUCUCUGUGCUGGACCCCACAGAGUCCCCUCCGUCCGUGCUGGACAGUUUCCAGGCGGGGGAGGUGCAGGUGGGCAGGAGCGUGGAACUGCCCUGCGCCGCGUCCGGCUACCCCAACCCCGCCAUCCGCUGGAUAAAGGACGGACGGCCGCUGCCCAGCGACUCACGCUGGUCACGCCACCUCACCGGCCUCACGGUCAGUGACCUGCGUCUGGAGGACAGCGGCAACUACAUCUGCGAGGUCACCAACAGCUUCGGCUCCAAGGAGGUCACCGGACACCUCAACGUCAUCGAGCCGUUGCGGGUGACCUUGUCCCCUAAGAACCUAAAGACGGGCAUCAGCAGCACGGUGAUCCUGUCGUGUGCGGUCCAGGGUUCUCCCCACUACACGGUGUCGUGGUUCCGCAACACGGAACCGGUUCUCCCCGACCAGCACUUCUCCAUCCAGGGGACGCACAACGAGACACUGUUCAUCACCGCCGCACAGAAGCGCCACUCGGGCGCGUACCAGUGCUUCGCCACGCGCAAGGGCCAGACCGCACAGGACUUCUCCAUCAUCCUGCUGGAGGACGGGACGCCGCGGAUCGUGCAGUCCUUCAGCGAGCGCGUGGUGGCGCCGGGCGAGCCCUUCUCGCUCAUGUGCACGGCCAAGGGCGCGCCGCCGCCGACCAUCAGCUGGACGCUGGACGACGAGGCCAUCGCGCGGGACUCGGCGCUGCGGGCCAGCCAGUACACGCUCUCCGACGGCAGCACCGUGUCGCACGUCAACGUCAGCAACCCGCAGAUCCGCGACGGGGGCGUGUACCGCUGUGUGGCGCGCAAUUCCGCCGGCAGCGCCGAGUACCAAGCGCGCAUAAACGUAAGAGGUCCCCCCAGUAUCCGCGCCAUGCGCAACAUCACGGCGGUGGCGGGCCGCAACACCUUCAUCAACUGCCGCGUGAUUGGCUACCCGUACUACUCCAUCAAGUGGUACAAGGAGGGCAUGCAGCUGCCCGACAACCACCGGCAGAUGGUGUACGAGAACGGCACGCUGAAGCUGAGCGACGUGCAGAAGGGCAUGGACGAGGGCGCCUACCUGUGCAGCGUGCUCAUCUCCCCGCAGGUCUUCAUCACGCAGACCGUCUACGUCACCGUCAAAGUUCCUCCCCUCAUCCAGCCGUUUGACUUCCCGCCCACGUCCAUCGGGAAGCUGAUGUACGUGGCGUGCGUGGUGUCGUCGGGCGACAUGCCCAUCCGCUUCACGUGGCGCAAGGACGGCCAGGAGAUCCGGCACGACGGCAACUCGGGCGUCACCAUCGAGACCAAGGAGUUCAUGAGCUCGCUGCAGAUCUCCAAGGUGUCGCUCAAGCACAACGGCAACUACACCUGCAUCGCCAGCAACGACGCCGCCACCGUCAGCACCGAGAGACAGCUCAUCGUCACCGUUCCUCCCCGCUUUGAAGUCCAGCCCAAUAACCAAGAUGGCAUCUACGGCAAGUCAGGCAUCCUCAAUUGCUCGGUCGAUGGCUACCCCCCUCCCAAAGUGAUGUGGAAACAUGCCAAAGGGAACCCUCAGCAGUACCACCCAGUUCCUCUCACGGGCCGUAUCCAGCUCAUGUCCAACGGAUCGCUGCUGAUCCGACACGUUCUAGAGGAGGACCGCGGGUACUACCUGUGCCAGGCCAGCAACGGCGUCGGCUCCGACAUCAGCAAGAGCAUGAUGCUCACUGUCAAGAUCCCGGCGAUGAUCACGUCUCAUCCCAACACCACCAUGGCCAUCAAGGGUCAGAACAAGGAGCUCAACUGCACGGCUCGGGGCGAGUGGCCCAUCAUCAUCCGCUGGGAACGCGGCGACACCGUCAUCGACCCCGACCGCAACCCCCGCUACUCCAUCACCACCAGCCCCAACGAGAAGAGCGACGAGGUGGUCUCCACCCUCAAGCUUAUGCCAGCGGAACGUGGGGACUCUGUGUUCUUCUCGUGCCACGCCAUUAACUCCUAUGGAGAGGGCCGAGGCCUCAUCCAGCUCACUGUGCAAGAGCCCCCUGACCCGCCGGAGCUGGAGGUGCGGGAGGUGAAGGACCGCAGCAUGAACCUCCGCUGGACGCAGCGCUUCGACGGCAACAGCAUCAUCACCAGCUACGACAUCGAGUACAAGAACAAAUCCGACCCCUGGGAGCUGAAGCACUCCACGCGUAAGAUCUCCCCCACCAACAACCAGGCCAACAUUGUGGAGCUCCACCCGGCCAGUGUGUACAGCAUCCGUAUGUACUCCUACAACAAGAUCGGCCGCAGCCAGGCCAGCAAGGAGCUCACCAUCAGCACCGAGGAAGCACAACCUGAUGGGCCUCCCAUGGAAGUGACUCUGCUGCCCAUGACCUCACAAAGCAUACGGGUCACAUGGAAGGCUCCUAAGAAGGAGCUUCAGAACGGGGUGAUCCGCGGCUACCAGAUCGGCUACCGUGAGAACGGGCCGGGCAGUAACGGGCAGUACAGCAUCGUGGAGAUGAAGGCGACGGGCGACAGCGAGGUGUACACGCUGGACAACCUGAAGAAGUUCGCCCAGUACGGCGUGGUGGUCCAGGCCUUCAACCGCGCCGGCACUGGACCCUCCAGCUCCGAGAUCAACUGCACCACUCUGGAGGAUGUGCCCAGUCAGCCUCCUCAGAACGUGCGGGCGAUCACGGUGACGUCGGACGAGGCGGUGAUCACGUGGGCGGAGCCUCCACGCAUGACGCUGAACGGCGUGCUGAAGGGCUACCGCGUGGUCUACUGGUCCCUCUACCCAGACGGAGGUGGGUGCUGUGGGGGACGGACGCGGGGCGUGACCACGCAGAAGUGGGGAGAGAUGCAGAACAUCACCACCACGCGUGAGCAGGUGGAGCUCAAGGGGCUGGAGAAGUUCACCAACUACAGCAUCCAGGUGCUGGCCUACACACAGGCCGGUGAUGGAGUCCGCAGCAACGUCCUCUACAUACAGACACGAGAGGACCAUCCAGGUCCCCCUGCGGGCAUCAAGGCUGUGCCCGCCUCUGCCACCAGUGUGGUGGUGUCAUGGCUCCCCCCAAACAAGCCCAAUGGAAUCAUCCGCAAAUACACCAUCUACUGCUCCAGUCCCGGAUCAGGCCAACCGGCCCCUAGUGAGUACGAAGCCAGUCCAGAGGUGCUGUUCUACCGGAUCACACACCUGAACCGGGGUCAGCAGUACCUCAUCUGGGCAGCGGCCGUCACCACCGCAGGCCGCGGCAACAUGAGCGAGAAGGUCACCGUGGAGCCUGCUGGGAAGGCGCCUGCAAAGAUCCUGUCUUUCGGGGGUACGGUGACCACUCCGUGGAUGAAGGAGGUCAGGCUUCCGUGCAGCUCAGUGGGAGAGCCCACACCCACCAUCAAAUGGACCAAAGACAGCGAGGACUCCGCCAUCCCAGUGUCCCAGGACGGCCAGCGCCUCAUCAUGUCGGACGGAACCCUGGUGCUCCGCUCGGUCAAGGCGGAAGAUUCCGGCUACUACACGUGCACGGCCACCAACACGCUGGGCUUCGACACCAUCCUGGUCAACCUGGUGGUGCAAGUGCCUCCUGACCAGCCACGCCUGACUGUCUCCACCACCUCCACCUCCUCCAUCACCCUGGCCUGGAUACCUGGAGACAACGGAGGCAGCUCCAUCAGAGGCUUUGUGCUGCAGUACUCAGUGGACAACACUGAGGAGUGGCGGGACGUGUUCAUCAGCUCGAGCGAGCGCUCCUUCAAGCUGGACAACCUGCGCUGCGGCACCUGGUACAAGGUCAAGCUGGCCGCCAAGAACAGCGUCGGCGCCGGACGCAUCAGCGAGAUCAUCGAGGCCAAGACCCACGGGAGAGAGCCCCAGUUCAAUAAGGACCAGCCGCUGGUCACCCACAUCAACUCCACGCACGCGCGGCUCAACCUGCAGGGCUGGACGAGCGGCGGCUGCCCCAUCAGCGCCGUGCUGCUGGACUUCCGGCCCAAGGGCACGUGGGCGUGGCAGAGCGUGCGCACCAACGCCUCCGCCGACAUCUUCCUGGCCGAGCUGCGCGAGGCCACCUGGUACGAGCUCAAGAUGAAGGCCUGCAACAGCGCCGGCUGCGGCAACCAGACCUCGCAGUUCGCCACGCUCGACUACGACGGCAGCACUAUUCCCCCCAUCAAGUCUGCGCGUGGGGAGGGGGACGACGUGAAGAAGCUGUUCUCCAUCGGCUGCCCCGUCAUCCUGGUCACCCUGGGCAUGGCCCUGCUCUUCAUCAUCCGCAAGAAGCGCAAGGAGAAGAGACUCAAGAGACUACGAGAUGCCAAGAGCCUGGCUGAGAUGCUGAUUAGUAAGAACAAUCGCAGCUUUGACACCCCAGUGAAGGGGCCUCCGCAGGGCCCACGCCUGCACAUCGAUAUCCCCCGUGUCCAGCUCCUCAUCGAGGACAAGGAGGGCAUUAAGCAGAUUGGUCAGUCGCGUCCAUGUGAGGACAAGGCCACUAUCCCAGUGACAGACACAGAGUUCAGCCAAUCAGUGAACCCGCAGAGCUUCUGCACAGGCGUGUCUGUCCAUCACCCCGCCCUCAUCCAGAACACUGGCCCAUUGAUUGACAUGUCAGAUAUCAGACCAGGCACAAACCCUGUGUCGAGGAAGAGUGUGAAGUCUGCCCACAGCACGCGUAACCGCUACUCCAGCCAGUGGACGCUGACCAAGUGCCAGUCCUCCACGCCCGCGCGCACGCUCACCUCCGACUGGCGCACCGUGGGCUCCCAGCAUGGCAUCACCGUCACCGAGAGCGACAGCUACAGCGCCAGCCUGUCGCAAGACACCGAUAAGGGUCGGAACAGCAUGGUGUCGACGGAGAGCGCCUCGUCCACCUACGAGGAGCUGGCGCGGGCCUACGAGCACGCCAAGCUGGAGGAGCACCUGCAGCACGCCAAGUUCGAGAUCACCGAGUGCUUCAUCUCGGACAGCUCGUCCGACCAGAUGACCACGGGCACCAACGACAACGCCGACAGCAUGACGUCCAUGAGCACGCCGUCCGAGCCGGGCAUCUGCCGCUUCACCGCCUCGCCGCCCAAACCGCAGGACUACGACCGCGGCAAGAACGUGGCCGUGCCCAUCCCACACCGUGCCAACAAGAGUGACUACUGCAACCUGCCGCUGUACAUGAAGACGGACCCGUUCUUCCGCAAGCAGGCGGAGCUGCACGACCCGUGCCCGGUGGUGCCGCCGCGCGAGGCCUCCAUCCGCAGCCUGGCGGCGCGCGCCUACCACACGCAGGGCCGCCACAUGACGCUGGACGCCGCGUCCAAGCAGCAGCAGCAGCAGCAGGCGCUCACGCUGGCCCACGCCGGCCUCAGCAGCCUGACCAGCUCGGCCUCCGGCUCCGCGUCGCUCUCCUCCGGCCCGCAGUCCGCCAGCGCCGCCGGGAGCAGCAUCGCCACGGCCAGCGGGGUCAGCGUAGGGGUCAGCGGCGGCGGCGGCGGCGGCGGGACCGGCGGAGGAGGGAGCGGAGGAGGGGCGUCGAGCGGACCGAGCUCCGGAGCGUCCACGCUGCCCCAGAGGACUCUGACCAUGCCCGGCUCGGGGGCGGCGAGCGCGGCGGCGGCGGCGGCAGCGGCAGCGGCGAGCGCGGCGGCGGCGGCGGCAGCGGCAGCGGCGUCCGUCUCCGCGUCCGGUUCGGGAGCGUCGGGCGGCGGCGGCGGCGCGUCCGGUCAGAACCCGGGCUCGUCCAGCAAGGUGGGCGGCUCCAGAGACUCUCUGCUAGAGAGCAGCUCGUCCGGCCUGGGCAGACUGCAGAAGCAAAGCGCCGGCGCCUACUCCAAGUCCUACACGCUGGUGUAGCACAGCCCCGCAGCGCCCAACGCUGUGCCACCCUGCGC
Messenger RNA from Sardina pilchardus (European sardine), 6572 nucleotides. RefSeq names its product Down syndrome cell adhesion molecule like 1 (gene dscaml1). Lineage: Eukaryota; Metazoa; Chordata; Actinopteri; Clupeiformes; Clupeidae. Gene Ontology annotation, biological process: dendrite self-avoidance; axon guidance; homophilic cell-cell adhesion. The transcript is spliced from 33 exons. Gene Ontology annotation, cellular component: plasma membrane; axon. Bases 82 to 6534 code for a protein of 2150 amino acids. The record is from RefSeq and is a predicted model, not a curated record. Gene Ontology annotation, molecular function: cell-cell adhesion mediator activity.